Messenger RNA from Melampsora larici-populina 98AG31, 579 nucleotides. RefSeq lists its product as uncharacterized. The transcript is spliced from 3 exons. The record is from RefSeq and is a predicted model, not a curated record. Bases 1 to 579 code for a protein of 192 amino acids. Lineage: Eukaryota; Fungi; Basidiomycota; Pucciniomycetes; Pucciniales; Melampsoraceae.
AUGCGGGUAUGGAAACUUGUCACGUUGUCAACAGGAUUUAUAAGGAAGCUCUCUGUCGUCUCGAAAAGCGACAUGUCCUCCUCCUCUUCCGCAACUGAACAACGUCCAAGCGUUCGUCGCAGCUCCUGCCCCUCCCCUGCCAGGAGACAGUCCCACCUCAUCGAUUCACCUGCCGACUCUCGCCGGGCCAUUCGACGCCGAGAUGACGAGUCAGAAACUGAAUCUUCAGUCUACCAGCCAUCAAACAAGCGCAAACGCACAGAUACAGUGUUGGACGAUGGGACUUCGGACCAAUCUACUUCACAUCAGCCUCGCCACAAGGGCAAAACUCGACGUCAAUCUUCCUCAGCUCCCAAGGCUAAGCCCAAGAGACGCUCAACUCUACCUAAACACACCGCCAAAGCCAGUGAAAACGGACAACCUUUGAGCCUCGAGAUCAACUUGAUACAAGACUCCGACGAGGAGAACGAUAAGGUGAAGAUCAAGGAAGUCGAUAAUUAUGAUCCCAUCCGUGAUUAUUAUGAUGAAAUGACCACAAUCAUCAAUAAUAUAGCUAACUCUUUCACUCCUUUUACGUAG